CUUAGAUUUGGAACGCUCAAUGUUGGAUUACUGACUGGCCGCAGCAUGGAAAUCGCAGAAAUGCUUGAGCGUAGUAGGAUUGACAUCUGCUGCCUUCAGGAAACCAGAUGGAAAUCGAAUGGUGUCUGUCAUGUCAACUCAGACAAAGAAAAAUAUAAACUAUUCUGGAAGGGUCAAAAGACGGCCAAAAAUGGAGUUGGAAUUUUUGUCAGAGAACCGCUAGCCCAAGAAGUACUGGAUAAUAAAAGAAUUAAUUCACGUCUCAUGUGGAUCAAGCUUCGCAUAGAAAAGCAAACAAUGAUUAUUUUUUCUGCAUACGCACCACAGACAGGCGAAUCAGAAGAGAUGAAAAAUGACUUCUGGGCUGCAUUCUCUGACACCAUCUCAACAAUAACAAAAUCUGAAACAAUCCUGAUUGGAGGCGAUCUCAAUGGCCACGUUAGAGAGAAAACAGAUGGUUUUGACAACGUACAUGGCGGUUUUGGCUAUGGAGAACGGAAUGAAGAU
Molecule: messenger RNA, 507 nt
Organism: Helobdella robusta
Lineage: Eukaryota; Metazoa; Annelida; Clitellata; Rhynchobdellida; Glossiphoniidae
Exons: 1
Biological process (GO): chromatin remodeling
Cellular component (GO): nucleus
Molecular function (GO): catalytic activity
Source: RefSeq, a predicted model, not a curated record